ACUGGCAGCAUGAAAUGUUUUAUUUCUCGUCACAGCUACGUAAUCAGUCCGUGGCUGCACGUUUCUUCUGGCAGUGCUCUUGCCUAAUCGAUCGAUCUGUCGUUAUUGUUCCCGUUUCAUCAUGGCGCCACCAAGGUUCUCGUGUUACAAUAAAUAGUGAAGUACCUAUGAUCCUUUGAUCAGUUACUGAUAGCGAAUUCCCGAGCUCUAACCCUAACGGAAUAAACGAUAUCUUAAACCAUGUUAUUGUUAAAUUAAAGUUUAAGUUUAAUUCAGAAGAUAAGAAGUGUUAGUCUUUACCUACAGGCAGCGUUAAGACGCUGGAAAAGUUGUGUGACAUCAGCAUUUGAUGAUGGCGACUACGAGAAGGCUGACGUAACGACUUAACUCAUUUAUAAGUUCAGCUUCCUUGUGCGAUCAGCACGAUAAGCUAAUGCUUCGAUAACGCUAGAAAAAGAAAAAAAUAGAACAAAUCUGAAGAUUCAUAUGUUAAAUUGCUCAUUACUGACUAUGGAAGGAAAGGUAAACAUAUGAUUUUGUCAACUGUAUCGUUCGAUUACCUUCACUCUGAGCAACUCACCUUGUAUCACGUCUGAAAGCCAUGGUGAAAUCCCCGAAUAAAGCUAAAAAUAAGCGAAUUUAUAGUUCUACGUUAUAGCCGAAAAGUGUAGUGUAAGAUACUUUGCUUCAGAUUUUCCUUGUGACUGUGAUAAAGUGUGAAACCGCCGCCGGGAAACAAGAAGUUUAACAGAUUCGCCAUGGAUGAGAACAUCAGCAGGGGUUACAUACAGUUAGGAAAAUCUUUCAAAACUGACCGUCUUCUCCGACGUCUCAGUGAAACAGGCCACUCCAAGCCUCCAGAAGAUCGCUGUCAUUGUAUCUACCUGGCGUUGCUCCUGGCCGGAGUCGGGUUUCUACUUCCUUACAAUAGUUUCAUCAUUGCUGUAGACUACUUUCAGGCUCGCUAUCCAGGGACGACCAUUGUCUUUGACAUGAGCUUAGUUUACAUUCUCGUGGCUUUUGUUGCCGUGGUAAUCAACAACCUCCUAGUGGAGACUUUAACCUUGAAUGUCAGGAUUACCUUUGGCUACAUCAUUUCGUUCUUCACCUUGCUGUUCGUGGCUGUUUUUGAGAUCUGGUUCGAAAGUUUUACCCAUACAACUGGGUAUCAUAUUAACCUUCUUGCCGUGGCAGUGGUUGCUUUUGGUUGCACUGUGCAGCAGUCCAGUUUCUAUGGUUACACCAGCAUGUUGCCUUCCCGGUACACACAGGCUGUUAUGACUGGAGAAAGUGCUGCUGGUCUUCUAAUAUCUACAAACCGAAUCUUAACAAAAGCUCUACUGGAUGACGAGAAGUUCAACACUGUUCUGUUCUUUUGCAUCUCUAUCGGAAUAGUGCUCUUUUGUUUCACUAUCCACUUCGUUCUGCAGCGAACUGAGUUUGUCAAGUUUUAUGUAAGUCUGUGUUCCAAUUGUACAGACGAUGACGAUCUUACCAAGAGAAUCACGCUUGAGCCAACGGAAGAUGUAGGCCUAGUGGACAUGCUGGAUCCUAAUGAGUCUAAAAGCGGGAAAUAUGGUGUUCUGUCUCUUCGAUCGCCUCCUCCGUCUCCAACUCCUGAUUCGGCAUUCCAGUCGACAGAAAUGUUGGAUCAAGGUUAUGAUGUCAGCGACGACAAUGACGUCUACAGAACGCCUGAUGAUCCUGAUGCUCUGUCCCCAUUACCACCAACUGGUGUAACGACCUACAGAGUACAUGACGUCGUGGUCAAAAUGCGGGGAACUGCAUAUACAAAGCACAUUCAGAUGUGGGGUGGAAUUAAAAGGGGUGUUAUUGCACGUUGGCAAGUUGCCAGAACUGUAUGGCCUUUUAUGCUUAGUAUUGCAAUGGCUUACUUCGUGACACUAUGUCUGUUUCCUGGGAUCGAGAGUGAAAUAGUCAGCUGUCACCUGGGUUCCUGGAUGCCAGUGAUCUUAAUGGCAAUCUUUAAUUGUUCAGAUUUUGUUGGAAAGAUUUUGGCUUCUGUUCCGUAUGAGUGGACAAAGGGGAAGUUGCUUUUGCUAUCGGCCUCAAGAAUAAUUCUCGUUCCGAACAUGGCCAUGUGUGCGGCCCCUCGUGGAAGUCCUCUCAUCCCUGGAGAAGGAUGGCCAAUGAUUUUGUCACUAAUGUUGGGAUUGUCCAAUGGUGUAUUUGGAUCUGUACCCAUGAUUUUAGCACCAAAAAUGGUCCCGGAUGAUCAGAAGGAGUUAACAGGAAAUAUCAUGACACUUUCCUACAGUUUGGGUCUGACAACAGGAUCAGGUGUAGCCUACUUGAUCGACUAUAUGCUUGGCCCACCACUCAUGAAACCCUGUAUGAUGACCGUGUCGCCAAUGCCAGUACUUUCUUCUGACAACCUCACAACUUCUGGAGUUCUGUCAGAAAUGAAUGUAACUUCUUAUUAUCCUUUACAGUGGAACAUCUCAACAAUGUCUUCUGUAGAUGUAUUUAACACCACCCUGUCUUAAGUUGUUUAAAAUAAUGAAUCAUUGAAUUAAGUUGUUGUUUUUUUUUGUGCUCUUAUAAAAGUCAGUGUAUCAAGAUACCUUUAAAAAAAGCUAUCAUGCAGACUUGAUCCAACAAUAUAUAAAUGUUGUUCUGUUCUAUAAGCUGUUAGAAAUAUUCUAUACUGUUGACAUAUAUUCCACUGACUAGAGCUUAAUAUUAAAGAAUGUGCAAGUGUGGUAUAAUGGAAUACAUAUGUGUAAAUAUUAAUAGACGGUUUCUAAUGUAUUCUCGACAAUAUUUUUGUGUGUUGUAGUUAUAAAAAAAAAUGUCUAUAGACUAUAACAAUACCUAGACUAGGGUAAGUUUCCUGUACACACUUUAACCUACAGAAAGUACUAUAAUCUAUAGACUGUUGUGAACAGUACUGUUUGUACAAAUUACUUUCUUUAGCCUGAUAACAGUACUGCAGAGUAUAUUUAUUGUAAAAGGCAACAGUUGCUACUAUCUACAGACUAUUAUGAACAGUACUGUUUGUAAAAACUACUUUAUUUAGCCUGAUAACAGUACUGCAGAGUAUAUUUAUUGUAAAGGCAACAGUUGCUACUAUCUACAGACUAUUAUGAACAGUACUGUUUGUAAAAACUACUUUCUUUAGCCUGAUAACAGCACUGCAGAGUAUAUUUAUUGUAAAGGCAACAGUUGCUACUAUCUACAGACUAUUAUGAACAGUACUGUUUGUAAAAACUACUUUAUUUAGCCUGAUAACAGUACUGCAGAGUAUAUUUAUUGUAAAGGCAACAGUUGCUACUAUCUACAGACU
Messenger RNA from Limulus polyphemus (Atlantic horseshoe crab), 3307 nucleotides. Its product is annotated as equilibrative nucleoside transporter 4-like. Gene Ontology annotation, biological process: nucleoside transmembrane transport. Gene Ontology annotation, cellular component: plasma membrane. The transcript has 7 exons. Bases 759 to 2507 code for a protein of 582 amino acids. The record is from RefSeq and is a predicted model, not a curated record. Lineage: Eukaryota; Metazoa; Arthropoda; Merostomata; Xiphosura; Limulidae. Gene Ontology annotation, molecular function: monoamine transmembrane transporter activity; nucleoside transmembrane transporter activity.